AGUCAUCCCGCUUUUCCAAAAUGGCGGAAGGUCAGGAUAGUUCGAAGAAAAUUAAUCUUACUGUAAAAACACCGAAGGAAAAACAGACUAUCGAAGUAGAGGAAAAUGCGUCAAUAAAAGAUUUUAAGGAACUGGUUGCAAAAAAAUUCAGUGCUGAACCUGAUCAGUUAUGUUUGAUUUUUGCUGGGAAAAUUAUGAAAGAUCAUGAAACUUUACAAACUCAUAAUAUUAAGGAUGGGCUGACUGUGCAUCUUGUGAUUAAGACUAGCUCCCGAACAUCUAACGAUCAGACAGGUUCGGGGCCACAACCAAGAGCACCAGCGGACAUUAGUGCAACACCCUUUGGUCUUGGCUCGCUGGGUGGUCUGGCAGGUUUGGAGAGUCUUGGAAUGGGUUCUGCCAACUUCAUGGAACUCCAGCAACGCAUGCAGAGAGAACUGCUGGGAAAUCCAGAUAUGAUGCGGCAGGUUCUAGAUAAUCCCUUGGUACAGCGAUUGAUGAAUGACCCUGAAAAUAUGCGAAAUCUUAUCACAUCUAAUCCACAAAUGCAAGAACUUAUGGAGAGAAACCCUGAGAUAAGCCAUAUGCUAAACAACCCAGAUCUUCUGCGACAAACUAUGGAGUUGGCUCGUAACCCUUCCAUGCUACAAGAAUUGAUGAGAAAUCAUGAUCGUGCCAUUUCUAAUUUGGAAUCUAUUCCUGGUGGUUAUAAUGCUCUUCAGCGGAUGUACAGAGACAUUCAGGAACCAAUGUUAAGUGCAGCCAGUGAACAGUUUGGAAGAAACCCAUUUGCAGGACUGGUGGAGAGUGGUAGUAACGCUGAUGGUACAAACCCACAGCAAGGGCAGGAAAAUCGUGAUCCUCUUCCAAAUCCUUGGUCAGCUGCUGGGGGUGAAACUGGUGGGACAGGUGGUAGAAGUGCUAGUACUCGCCCAUCUGGGCUUCUCAACUCUCCUGGGAUGCAAAGUCUCAUGCAGCAGAUGAUGGAAAAUCCACAGCUGAUGCAAAAUAUGCUUUCUGCUCCAUACACACAGUCGAUGUUGCAAGCAUUUGCAGCUGAUCCAAAUAUGGCUGCCCAGGUUGUGAAUAGCAAUCCCUUGUUUGCUGAUACUCCAGCUCUGCAGGAGCAAAUUAGGUUGAUGUUGCCCAACUUCCUACAGCAGUUACAGAAUCCUGAGGUUCACAACCUGAUGUCGAAUCCACAGGCUUUAGGAGCAUUGAUGCAGAUUCAGCAAGGAGUGGAACAGUUGCGUAAUGUGGCUCCAGGAUUAGUAAAUAGUAUGGGACUAGGACCUUUGCCUCCGUUUGGUGGAGGGGGGCCAGGCACAACCCCAGCCUCUCCAGCAGCACCAGUAACACCAAAUGCCACACAAGGCACAGAUGCACCAGCAAGUCCUGGUACUGAGACAACAGCCUCUUCUACACCUACAACCACCACCACAACCUCUACAACAGCAGGUACAGGAAGUGCUCCUUCACAGACCUCCAAUCCUCAGCAGGAUGUGUUCUCCCAGUUUAUGGCCAGAAUGAUUUCCAGCAUGUCUGCUCAAAGUGGAGCCAAUAACCAGCCACCAGAAGAGAGAUACCAUGCUCAGCUUGAGCAGCUUACGGCAAUGGGUUUUGUGAACAGGGAUGCAAACCUUCAAGCUCUGAUUGCAACAUUUGGUGACAUCAAUGCUGCAGUAGAGAGGUUGCUGCAGAGCAGGCAGAUGUCGCAAAGCUAACAACACUCCCUUGCUAAUGAGAACACUGUUUCCAUUGAUUUCUGUAUAUUAAUUAAAUGGGCUACUUCCACAUGCAGACAGGAGGCCGCUGCUGCUGUAUGUAAUGAUAAAGUUGGUUUUGAACAACAGCUGAAUUGCUUACCCCUUUCUUGGAUAAUAAACAGGGUUGCUAUUCGGUAUUGAUGUUUGUUGAAAAUUUAUUUAUAGUCAAUAGAAGAAGAAAUUUAUAGCAUCCAGGGUUUGCCAACUGUCACCCAUUUUCAGUGGUAUGACCCUGGAAUUGGUAGUUUUUGUCCCAUGGUAAUCAUCAUACUCGCAUUAAUUUGGAAGGUUUCUGUUAUGAUUCGCUCUUAAGUCCAGAUCAUUUUGAACAUUUUGUAUUUGGCGAGUGAUGUGUAGUGGCAAAUGGACUAUGCUGUUUGUUGUACAUAUAAAUGUUAGUCUAAAAAUGGUUUAAGGGAAUUAAGAUAAUGGGAUGUCAGACAUAUCUUUGUAAUUUGUAAUGUUAAUUAAUUACAAAGAUACAUCUGACAUGUCAUUAUCUCAAUCCUUAAAACCAUUUGAGACAAAAAUUUAUGUGUACAACAAAACAGCAUAGUCCACUUACCACUUAAUAUAAUCUAUAUAAAUUAAUUUUGUGUUCCAAAAAAA
Messenger RNA from Cryptotermes secundus, 2375 nucleotides. RefSeq names its product ubiquilin-2 (gene Ubqn). Bases 21 to 1724 code for a protein of 567 amino acids. The transcript has 10 exons. Gene Ontology annotation, biological process: ubiquitin-dependent protein catabolic process. Gene Ontology annotation, molecular function: polyubiquitin modification-dependent protein binding. Lineage: Eukaryota; Metazoa; Arthropoda; Insecta; Blattodea; Kalotermitidae. Gene Ontology annotation, cellular component: cytosol. The record is from RefSeq and is a predicted model, not a curated record.